Molecule: messenger RNA, 1869 nt
Organism: Chilo suppressalis (striped riceborer)
Lineage: Eukaryota; Metazoa; Arthropoda; Insecta; Lepidoptera; Crambidae
Source: the annotation of a GenBank genome assembly
AAAAGUAGUUCUAAUUCUUACUUCCACAACCGAAGUCAUAACGCAUAUGAACGGGUUUUAAUCAUGUGGCUGUUACCGUUAAGUUGUCUGUUGUGGACACGAGCUGCUGCCACUGAAAUACAACGACCGAAUAUAGUGUUUAUUGUAGCUGAUGAUUUGGGUUGGGAUGACGUGAGUUACCACGGUUCCGAUGAAAUAAUGACCCCCAAUAUCGACACGCUGGCGUACCAGGGAGUUAUACUGGACCAGUACUACACGGAUUCUGAAGGAUCCGCGUCGCGGUCGGCCUUGUUUACAGGCAAAUACCCCAUGCGUAUGGGAUUGCAAGGUGUGUCAAUAAGGGCAUCUGAAGACAGAGGCAUUCCAGUGUCAGAGCUGUUGUUACCCGUGCGCCUUCGUGAGUUGGGUUACAAGACACAUUUAGUUGGAAAGUGGGGCGUUGGAAAAUCUAGGGCACACUAUCUUCCGACCAACAGAGGCUUCGAUUCUUUCUACGGCUUCACUGGUGACUCUGUGGAUUACCUCACUUACAACACAGUAGAGGAGCUGAAUGGAACAUCAUUCUAUGGGUUGGACUUUUUUGAAAAUUUAGACGCAGUUGAGGAUAAGAGCGGAUAUCUUACUGACAUAAUCACUGAUAAAGCUGUAGAUGUUAUUAGAAACCAUAAUACGUCGGUACCACUGUACUUGCAUCUGUCACAUGCCACGCCUCAUAUCGGUGGAGGAUUGGUAUCGUUACAACCGCCUUUGGAUUCCGUGGAGGCAAACAAACACAUCGUACAUUCUGCCAGAAGAUUAUACGCAGGAUUAGUCACAACUUUGGACAAUAGCGUUGGUAAUAUCAUAGCAGUGCUCGCUGAAAGGGAUAUUCUACAAAAUACAAUUAUCGUUUUCGUUUCUGAUAACGGCGCUCCGACUUUAGGUGCAAAGAAGAAUUUCGGAUCAAAUUACCCAUUGCGUGGCACAAAAGGUUCUCCGUGGGAAGGAGGAGUGCGUUCUAUAGGAUUAGUGUGGCACGCUGCCAUAAUGCCGAGAAUCCACCAUGGUCUCAUUCAUGCAACUGAUUGGCUUCCUACAUUAGUUUCUGCUGCAGGGGGAAGAGUAAACAAUAAUAUAGAUGGUAUCAAUCAAUGGUCUGUUCUAAUUAAUAACUUAAUCCCUAAACGCAGAAAUGCAUUAAUAACAAUAGACGAUCUAAACGGAUGGGCAGCAUUCAGAGAAGGUGAUUUCAAAAUAAUCAUUGGCGAUGUUAAUCCAGACUUAAGUCGACAUUAUGGGAAUGAAUUUAAACGAGGGAGAUCCAUGAAGGAGUCUUUGAUUUUUUACGAUGAUAUUUUAUUAGCCUCUGAAGCAGCCCGAGUGUUUAAGGAAAUAUUACAAUUGCCUUUGGAUGUAAUAUCCAUUUCUGAUAGAAGAGCCGAUUUGAAUUUGACACUAUAUAAUCAAAACAGUAAAGAGAAGGCAUUUUGUUUACCAACAAAAGCUAAGGGAUGUCUAUUUAAUAUAAGCUCAGACCCCACAGAGAGCAAUGACUUAUGGACUAUGUUUCCGGAUGUUGUACGUCGUAUGUCCCUUCGAUUGCGGACCUUAUGGACUGAGUUGAAGGCUAGGCGUCAACCACAAUCGGACCCAAGGGCCGAUCCAUCCCUUCGGAAUUACACGUGGUAUGAAUGGAUCAAAAAUGAAGAAUUAAAUCUAGAAUCGCCGCCUCUUCCAGUUUUCCCAAUGUACGCUUCUUUAGGAGAAAUGCAGUAUCUAGUGGAUCUCAAUUUUAAUUUACUCACAGAUAAACUAAAUGUUUAUAUUGGAAAUGUGAAGGAAACUAUUAGUCAAAGUGUUAGUAAAUUAUUUUAUAAUUAGUUAAUUUCA